UGCUGCCUGCUGCCCUGCAUCUGUUGCAUGUAGGAUGUUAAGCGAUUCCCAUUUGCUCCCUCUCCUCUGAUUCCCUCUUUUCUCUCCUCUAAUUCAGACAGCUCUCGCCGGUGAGAAGAAGGAAAACCAAAAUAAAAUUUUCAUCUUUCAACUGAAUCAGGCAUUUUUCUUCGGUUGAGCUUUUGUUAGGCAUUUUUAGUGUUAAAUGUGAAGAAAGAGAUGGAGGAAAACCGCUCCUCUCCGCUUAUAGCAGAAGGAAGAUUAACCAGUAUUAAAUUUAGCUUAGCAUCUCAUCAGGAAAUCUGUACAUCAUCCAUAAGUGAUUGUCCUAUUAGUCAUCCUAGUCAGCUAACAAACCCUUUCCUUGGCCUGCCGUUGGAAACCGGUAAAUGUGAAUCUUGCGGGACAGCAGAACCAGGAGAGUGUGAUGGUCAUUUUGGGUACAUUCAGUUGCCCAUACCAGUAUAUCAUCCUUCUCAUUUGGGGGAGCUUAAACGGCUUCUAAGUAUCAUCUGCUUGAAAUGCCUGCGCAUGAAGAAGGGACAGCAGAUUAGGAAAAAUGGUGAAAAGGACAAAUCUUCUGCAUGCACACAUUGUCUGGAUAUGCCACCAAUAACUGUAAGAGAAAGUAAUGUAAAAGAUGGUUCAUUCUGCUUAGAACUGAAAGUGCCCAAGUCGAAAUUAAGAGAAAAUAUGUGGAAUUUCUUAGAGAGAUAUGGAUUCAUCUAUGGUUACGAAGAAUGUCGCACUUUGCUCCCUUGUGAGGUUCUGGAAAUUCUAAAAAGAAUUCCUGCGGAGACAAAAAAAAAGCUUGCCGCAAAAGGAUAUUUUCCUCAGGAUGGCUACAUUCUACAAAAAUUACCCGUGCCUCCGAAUUGUUUGUCUGUACCAGAUAUUUCAGAUGGAACUACUAUCAUGUCUUCAGAUGUUUCUGUGUCAAUGCUUAAGAAAGUUCUCAAGCAAGCCGAAAUCAUCAAAAGCUCGAGAUCUGGCCCUCCGAAUUUUGAGUCUCAUGAAGUGGAAGCCAACGAGUUGCAGUCAGCAAUUGCGCAGUAUCUUCAUGUGAGGGGUAGCACCAAGGGACCUCGUGGCAUCAAAUCAAAAUUCAGGGUCAAUAACGAGAGUGAUGAUACUUCGGCAAAAGCUUGGAUUGAAAAAAUGAAAACAUUAUUCAUAAGUAAGGGUUCUGGUUUUUCUUCUCGUAGUGUAAUCACAGGUGAUGCAUAUAAGAGGGUGGAUGAAAUUGGUCUACCAUCAGAGAUUGCCCAGAAGAUUACUUUUGAAGAAAAGGUUACUGUACAUAACAUGGAUCAUUUGCAAGAGCUUGUGGAUAAGAAGUUGUGCCUAACGUACAGAGAUGGUGGUUCAAUGUAUUCACUAAAGGAAGGAUCAAAGGGUCACACAUCGUUAAAAGUUGGUCAAGUUGUACAUCGAAGGAUUAUGGAUGGUGAUAUUGUCUUCAUUAAUAGGCCACCCAGUACUCACAAACAUUCUCUGCAAGCAUUUUCAGUGUAUAUCCAUGAUGAACAUACGGUUAAGAUCAACCCCCUUAUUUGUAGUCCCCUUGGUGCUGAUUUUGAUGGUGACUGCAUUCACUUAUUCUAUCCGCAGUCUCUUGCAGCAAAAGCAGAGGUUCUUGAGCUUUUCUCAGUGGAACAGCAACUGCUUAGUUCACACAGUGGAAAACUGAACUUACAGUUGGCAAAUGACGCGUUAUUGUCGCUAAAGAUUAUGUUCAAGAAAUAUUUCUUAAAAAAAGCAACGGCCCAACAGCUAGCCAUGUAUGUCUCAAGUGGUUUGCAGUUUCCUGCUUUAUUGAAGGCUUGUGGUCCUGUCCCACAAUGGACAGCUUUACAGAUUCUGCAGAAUGCUUUACCUGCAGAUUUUGAUUGCUCAGGGGAGAGAUAUGUUAUUCGUCAAAGUGAGAUAGUGAAGUUUGAUUACAAUAGGGAUGUGGUGCAGUCCAUAUUCAAUGAUAUCAUCAAUGCUGUCUUCUUGAAAAAGGGCUCCCAAGAUGCGUUGAGGGUUUUUAAUUCCUUGCAGCCAUUGUUGAUGGAAAACGUAUUUUCAGAAGGUUAUAGUGUAAGCCUGGAAGAUUUUUGCAUUCCCAAGUCAAUUACUCGUGAGCUCCGAAAGAAUGUUCAAAAGAUAUCACCGCUGCUCUAUCACUUGAGGUCUACGUACAAUGAAGUGGUUGAGUUGCAAGUGGAGAACCACUUGAGAGGCGUAAAAGUGCCAGUUGUAAAUUUUAUUCUGAAGUCAUCUACUUUGGGUAAUCUGAUAGAUUCAAAAAGUGAGUCAUCCAUUAAUAAGGUAGUUCAACAACUAGGCUUCUUAGGGCUUCAGCUUUUUGACAGGGGAAGGAUUUAUACAAGAACUUUGGUUGAAGAUAUGACUACAUUUUUCCAAAAAAAGUUUGCUGUUAGUGGGAUUGACUGUCCGUCAGAGGCAUUUGGGCUGAUCAGGAGCUGUUUCUUUCAUGGCUUGAAUCCCUACGAGAAACUGGUGGAUUCAAUUUCUUCUAGAGAAGUGCUAGUACGUUCAUCUAGAGGAUUAACUGAACCUGGAACUCUCUUCAAAAAUUUGAUGGCAAUUCUUCGAGAUGUUGUAAUUUGCUAUGAUGGCACAGUUAGAAAUGCCUGUAGCAAUUCGGUUAUCCAGUUCGAUUAUAUAGUGGAAACUGGAACCGAGGGCAGGAGUUUCUCUCCUGCUGGGGAACCAGUUGGUGUUUUGGCCGCAACAGCUAUUUCCAAUCCCGCAUACAAAGCCGUUCUUGAUUCUUCAGCAAGUAGCAAUUCAUCUUGGGAGCUGAUGAAGGAAAUAGUACUUUGCAAAGUUAAUAUGAAGAAUGAUCUCAAUGAUCGUCGUGCAAUUUUGUACUUGAACGAUUGUAGUUGCGGAAAAAAGUAUUGCAAAGAAAAUGCAGCAUAUUCAGUUCAGAAUCAUUUGAAAAGAAGGAAUCUGAAGGCUAUAGCAAACAGCUUUCUGGUUGAAUACAGAAAGCAGCAAGGUUCUAUUGAGAAUCCAGAUACAAAUGCCUGUCUUGUUGGUCAUAUUCACCUUGACGAGGCGGAAAUGAAAUAUGUGGGCCGAAAUGUACAUCAAAUUCUCCAAAGGUGUCAAGAAAAACUUGGUUCUAUUAAAAAGAAGAAAGAUCGUCUUGGUCGUAUUCUUAGGGCCCUUACAUUGUCUGCCAGUGAAUGUUGUUAUUUUUCACCCCCUGAUGCGGAAAGCUCCCAGGUUCCAUGCUUGCAGUUCUCGUGGCAAGAUACAAGCGCUUGUACUUUAGAACAAACUUCACAGCUAAUGGCCAACUCAAUCUGCUCAAUUCUGUUAGAGACCAUAGUUAAAGGUGAUCCUCGAGUAAACAUGGCCAACAUUGUAUGGGUUAAUCCAGAUACAACAUCUUGGGUAAGAAGACCUAGUAAGAUUCAAAAGGGUGAGCUGGCAGUGGAAGUAGUUCUCGAAAAGGAGGUUGUCAAACAACAUGGUGAUACUUGGAGGACGGUCAUGGAUUCUUGCCUUCCAAUAAUACAUUUGAUCGACACACGGCGAUCUAUUCCAUAUGGCAUCAAACAACUACAGGAAAUGAUUGGCAUUUCUUGUGCUUUUGAUCAAGCGGUUGAGCGACUCACAACAUCAAUUAGGAUGGUUGCGAAAGGUGUGCUGAAGGAGCACCUCAUACUUGUGGCAAAUAGCAUGACCUGCACAGGAAAUCUGAUCGGUUUCAACACUGGUGGUUAUAAAGCAUUAUUCCGCUCACUAAAUGUCCAAAUACCAUUUACAGAAGCUACACUCUUUACACCAAGGAAAUGCUUUGAGAAAGCUGCUGAAAAGUGUCAUCUAGAUUCUUUGUCAAGCACAGUUGCUUCAUGUUCCUUCGGUAAGCGUGUUGCAGUUGGUACAGGAGCCCGUUUUGAAAUUUUGUGGAACAAGAAAGAGAUGGGACUGGAUCAAAAUGCAGUGGAUAUUUACAACUUUCUCCAGAUAGUAAGGACAGGUACAAAAGAAGGGGAAGUAAUAUCUGGAUGUUUAGGUGAAGAAGUUGAUGAUAUGGAACUGGAAAAUGACUACGUUGAACUGCCCCUGUCCCCUGAGCACCCUGAUGGAGGCAAGGCCACCUUUGAUGACAUAGCCGAAUUCGAACCAAACUUACAGCCUAGCCAAAUAUCAGAAGGAAAUUGGGGAAACAAUUCCUCACAAACUGGUGAAUCGGGCGGCUGGGGAGAGUGGAAAGUUGACAAAACUUCGGGUUCAGAGAAUCCUGGUGCAGCAUCAAAUUCAGAUGCUUGGGCUGGCUGGGGUAGUAGCGAUAAAAUUCAGUCAGACAACCAUUCUCCCAAAGAAAUUGAUAAUUCUUCUGCACCUGGUGGUUGGAAUACCAAAACUCAGGCUUCACAAAACGAUCCUAAGGAUUCCUGGGGAGGGCAGGCGGAGAAGGCCAAUUCAACAGGUGGUUGGAAUACGAAGAAGCAGCCUUCACAAGAUGAUCCAAAUUCUUCGGCACCUGGUGGUUGGAAUACCAAAAGUCAGGCUUCACAAAACGAUUCCUGGGGAGGACAGGCGGAGAAGUCCAAUUCAACAGGUGGUUGGAAUACCAAGAAGCAGCCUUCACAAGAUGAUCCAAAUUCUUCGGCACCUGGUGGUUGGAAUACCAAAAGUCAUCCUUCACAGAACGAUCCUAACGAUUCCUGGGGAGGACAGGCGGAGAAGGCCAAUUCAACAGGUGGUUGGAAUACCAAGAAGCAGCCUUCACAAGAUGAUCCAAAUGAUUCUUGCGGAGGGCAGGUGGAGAAGGCCAAUACAACUGGUGGUUGGAAUACCCAGAUGCAGCCAUCGCAGAACGAACCUCGUAAUUCUUGGGGAGAGCAGGCAGAAAAAGCCAACACCACUGAUGGUUGGGAUACCAAGACCCAGCCAUCCCAGAAUGAACCUCGUGAUUCUUGGGGAGGAGUUGUGGAUAAAACCAACACCACUGGUGGUUGGAAUACCAAGACGCAAUCAUCCCAGAAUGAACCUCGUGAUUCUUGGGGAGAGCAGGCGGAAAAGGCCAACACAACUGCUGGUUGGAAUACCAAGAUGCAGCCAUCCCAGGCUAAACCUGACGAUUCUUGGGGAGGACUUGUGGAAAAAACCAACACAACUGGUGGUUGGAAUACCAAGACGCCUGCAUCCCAGGCUGAAGCUCGUGAUUCUUGGGGAGGAGUUGUGGAAAAAACCAAUACAACCGGUGGUUGGAAUACCCAAAAGCAGCCGCAGGAUGAUCCCAGUGAUUCUUGGGGAGGACAUGUGGAGAAGGCCAAUACAACAGGCCAGAAUGGUAAGGAAGAGAAUGGUCAGUGGAACCAAUGGAGCGAGCCACCUAAAACUGAGACCACUAACAACAAAUCAGCAGGUACAUGGGGGACAAGUAUGGCUGGUGAACACGUAAAUCAAUCAGCGGACUCUCAAGUUGCGGGUUCUUCGUCUGUUGGAGAUCAGGCGGAAAAAGAAGUCCAAUGGAGCCAACGCAAAGAACCGCCUGCUAAGCCAUUUGCAUGGAAUACUAAUAAGAGUUCUCGUGGUUGGGGUUCCUCAAACACUGGGGACUGGAAAAACAAAGGUCGCCCUAACAAUCCCCAAGGAACGCCAGAUGAUCAAAGUGGGUGGAAUUCAAGUGGACUGUACACUGCAACCAGACAACGGCUGGAUCGUUUUACAUCUGAGGAGCAAAGUGCUCUUUCAGAGGUUGACACCAUUAUACUGGCAAUAAGGAAAAUAAUGCAGCAAUCAAGGGACAAGGACGGUGAACCGUUGUCAGCGGAGGAUCAAGCUUAUGUGCUUGAAAACGUGUUCAAGUAUCACCCAGAUAAAGAUGUCAAAAUGGGUUGUGGCAUUGAUCAUGUGAUGGUUAGUACACACAGCAGUUUCAAGGAUACAAGAUGCUUCUAUGUUGUUUCAACGGAUGGACGCAAAGAAGAUUUCUCGUACCGCAAGUGUUUGGAGAAUUUCGUUAAGGAAAAGCAUGCUGCAGUAGCCGAGUCUUUCAAUGAGAAGUAUUUCAAAAAACCUCAACCUCGAGAUGGAGGAGCUAAUAGAAAUCGAACGGACGUUGGUACACCCAAGGCCGACACACCCAACAACUGAAAAGAGAAGAACCAACUUCAUGUGGUUCUAUAGCAAUCCAAAGUUAGUAUGAAGAAAGCAGAUGAAGUUUUACCUGUACAUAUUUAUUCCCUCUUUCCGCAUCUGAUGUCCAUUUUGAAAAAACUGGAUGCGGCCGGCCAGCUAUGUUUUCUUCUUCCGUUCUAGGGAAGUUUUGAUAUGUACUUUGUACAUAUAAGUACUGUCCUUAACCGUAUCUGACUUGUAAAGCCUGGCUCUGUUUAGCUUGAGCAGUUGAACAUCUAGGAUGUAGGUUUCUGUGGGUGUCUUGCUUGAACCGCUGUUUUAUGACAAAGGAGAAGAGUUUAGAAAUUUACCAUGUCGAAAGUGCAA
Papaver somniferum (opium poppy) is the source of this 6477-nucleotide messenger RNA. Its product is annotated as DNA-directed RNA polymerase V subunit 1-like. The transcript has 20 exons. Gene Ontology annotation, molecular function: DNA binding. Gene Ontology annotation, biological process: DNA-templated transcription. Gene Ontology annotation, cellular component: RNA polymerase II, core complex. Lineage: Eukaryota; Viridiplantae; Streptophyta; Magnoliopsida; Ranunculales; Papaveraceae. The record is from RefSeq and is a predicted model, not a curated record. Bases 220 to 6126 code for a protein of 1968 amino acids.